AUGGAGGGUUACCGCAAGUGCAACAACUGUGGCAAGGAGGGCCACUUUGGGAAGGACUGUCCCACCCUUGCUAGGGCAGCGACACACCCUCCAUGUGAACUGGUAGUAUCUACUCCGACGUCGGGUUUGGUUAGGACAUCGUCCUUGUGUGCUAGGUGUCCAGUGGAGGUAGAGGGACGCAAGUACAAAGUGAAUCUGAUCUGCCUACCUCUAAAGGAGCUGGAGAUGAUCUUGGAAAUGGAUUGGCUCUCUGCCAAUAGCAUUCUUAUAAAUUGCCGAGAGAAGAGGCUGCUUUAUCCCGACUUAGAGGAGCCUGAGUUGUUAACAUCAAAAGGGGUUGUGAAGGAACUACAAAAGGGCGCACAGUGUUACAUAAUCUUCACACAUCUUGAGGUGGAGAAAAAGGCGGGGGCGUCAGUUAUACCGGGGGUGCAUGAGUUUGAGGAUGUAUUCCUGGAGGAGGUGGAGUUCUCUAUUAACCUGCUACCAGGAACAGGUCCGGUGUCGAUGGCUCUAUACUGGAUGGCUCCGGCAGAGUUGGUGGAGCUUAAGAAUCAAAUAGAAGAAUUAAUAGGGAAGCAGUUCAUCUGA
This is a messenger RNA of Vigna unguiculata (cowpea), 591 nucleotides long. RefSeq lists its product as uncharacterized. The record is from RefSeq and is a predicted model, not a curated record. Lineage: Eukaryota; Viridiplantae; Streptophyta; Magnoliopsida; Fabales; Fabaceae. Gene Ontology annotation, molecular function: zinc ion binding; nucleic acid binding.